ACGUCGAGCGAACGAGCGAUGCAGCAACGAAAACACUCAMAAAGGCAAAUCAAACCAUCUAAGAGGCAUAGAURAGAUAGAACAGAGCCACUGAGGUCUAUAGAAGAAUCGUAGGAGGCCCUUUGGUACCAGGAUCAAGAUGGGGAGACGUCUACCGCAGAUCGCACGGGAGAUGAUAGCGGAGUUCAUGUCUACAUUUAUUCUUCUGAUGUUUGGCAUUGGUUCUGUAGCGCAAGCAGUUCUCAGYAGACAGCAAAAUGGGACUUUCUUUUCCAUCAACUUUGGUUGGGGCGUUGGUGUCAUGAUGGGCUGUUACUGGGCUGGCGGCAUAUCAGGGGCGCACAUGAAUCCAGCGGUGACUUUGGCUAACGCUGUUGURGGGAGAAUUUCCUGGAAGAAAGUACCACUAUAUUCCAUCGCACAAUUACUUGGAGCCAUCGUAGCAUCAGCUGUAGUCUAUGGUGUUUAUUAUGAUGCUUUAAAUAACUUUGAUGGAGGUGUUCGCCAGAUCCUGGGCCCCARUGGUACAGCAGGAAUAUGGGCAACUUACACUCAGCCAUUCCUGUCCACCGCUAAUGGUUUUGCAGACCAGCUCGUAGGCACUGCUUUAUUGGUCAGCUGUGUGUUUGCUAUAGUCGAUAAGAACAACAAUGCCCCAGAUAAAGGCUCUGCACCAGUCCUUAUCGGACUUGUUGUCUUUGUGAUUGGUGCAACGUUUGGCUUCAACWGUGGAUAUGCUAUUAAUCCAGCUAGGGACCUGGGACCUAGAAUCUUUACAGCCAUGGCGGGCUGGGGAAAAGGAGUUUUCACAGAAACAAUUGGUCCUGGGUACCAGUUUUUGGAUGUCUAGUGGGAGGAGUGGUAGGGGCAGUUGUAUAUAUAUUUACCAUUGAAAUCCAUCACGUGAUUCAAGAAAAUACCGACGAGGUCGAAAUGGAUCGAGUGGUUACCAAUGCCAAUAACCAAGGCUUCGAUGCCGGAAGCAAGGAWGAUAUGGUUGGCAAGAAUGAYAGCUGUCAAUCAACCGCUCCAGGUUCCUCAACUACUAYGGACAAUAAAAAUAAUGCCGAUGCUAAUGGCACAACCAAGCUAUAAAUAAAAAUACCUUACAUAUAUAUCCAUUCUUUGGACCAAAACUUGUGACAGACCCGCAAUUAUGCAAUUUAAAGUGYAUAUGACGCCUUUUAGAAGAUCAUAAUUACUCGAAAUAGAGCAUGCCACUGAGCAUUGAUUUCUUUGAAAGAUUGAUUUCGAAUACUAUUUUGUGAGCCAUUAGGAUGCAACUAAAAAAAAAGUCUUGUAACUGAGGAGGUUUUACAAUAAAACGAAACUAGUUUUACAGACAAUACAAGCUGAUCGUGCGUCAAGACCGAAAAAGUCAAGCCUUAACAUACUUGAGGAAAUCAAGAUGAAAUUAAUAUCAAAGUCUUGCGAGGCCAAAAUACUAAAUAUAUCGAAGAAUUGCAACUAAAUUAAAUCUAAGGAAUUGGGCUGGAGUUCCCUCGUUGUUUGAGUUAACUUGUUUUGGUUGAAGUUGUCAAAUCCGAUCAAGACAGUGAUGUUUGAGAAAUAAAAUGUUAUUUCKAGUGUAACAAAAUGAAGAAUGUCCUCAUUUUCAAUUUUCAAAUCAGAAGAUAUAAAUUCGAAUUUUUAAAUAUCCAUCACAGAAUAGCUCAUUGGCAUAUCUCUUUCGGAUAAAAUGAUUUUCUAGARGACGUCCUCAUCCUCGUUACCAGGGCUUCCCUGUUUGCUUUUAUUUCAAAWUGGCGAACAGAAAAAGCCCCGACAUCGGCCGAUCACGUGACAGCUCAGCUGUGUGUUUUUAUAGAAUACCGCUGARGAAUAAUGCAGGGACAGUCAAAGUGAUGCAUUUCAACUACUUUAUUAUUCAUUACAAACACUGAAUAUCAUACCGGAACAUCUCGAGACAAAAGAUAAAGCGCUUAGGGUUAGUACAACCUGAACGUCMUCUUUCCGUCUUUGAAGGUUUCGUUUCCAACUUAAAAUUGUACAAAGCUUAUGUCAUCUGGUGUAUCCUAAUUGAUAAAUAAUAGAAUUGUUGUGCUUUG
Messenger RNA from Exaiptasia diaphana, 2069 nucleotides. Its product is annotated as aquaporin-7. Gene Ontology annotation, cellular component: basolateral plasma membrane; plasma membrane. Gene Ontology annotation, biological process: glycerol transmembrane transport; water transport. Gene Ontology annotation, molecular function: glycerol channel activity; water channel activity. The record is from RefSeq and is a predicted model, not a curated record. NCBI's taxonomy places the organism in Eukaryota, Metazoa, Cnidaria, Anthozoa, Actiniaria, Aiptasiidae.